This is a messenger RNA of Danio rerio (zebrafish), 2200 nucleotides long. It is a transcript of the gene tubgcp4, whose product is annotated as tubulin gamma complex component 4. Gene Ontology annotation, cellular component: microtubule organizing center; spindle pole; centrosome. The record is from RefSeq and is marked provisional. Gene Ontology annotation, biological process: microtubule nucleation; microtubule cytoskeleton organization. Gene Ontology annotation, molecular function: gamma-tubulin binding. Lineage: Eukaryota; Metazoa; Chordata; Actinopteri; Cypriniformes; Danionidae.
AGACUGAGCGCUUCCCCUGUCGCGCUUGGGAUAUGCGUCAUCAAUAUGCGACGGAGCUUUUGGCGGUGCGAAAAUAAUAACGAUGACAACUUACUGCCUGUAUUUUUGUUAUCGUAUGCGUUGUUUUUAUACGCUAUCAAUGUAAUAACACUAGAAAAAUGAUUCACGAGUUGCUGUUGGCUUUGAGUGGAUAUCCUGGCACCAUAUUUACCUGGAACAAACGCAAUGGAUUGCAGGUGUCCCAGGACCUGCCGUUCCUUCACCCUAGCGAAACCAGUGUCCUUAAUCGAUUAUGUAAAAUGGGCACUGACUACGUGCGCUUCACAGAAUUCAUAGAGCAACACACGGGUCAUGUUCAUCAACAGGAGCACUAUUCCAGUCAGCCGAGUCAGUCUGGGCUUCAUGGCAUUUACCUGCGGGCCUUCUGUACUGGCCUCCACUCUAUGCUGCAGCCUUAUCGGCAGGCUUUACUGGACCUUGAAAAAGAGUUUCUUGGUGAUCCACACCUCUCUAUUUCUCAUGUCAACUACAUGCUGGAACAGUUUCAGCUUCUCUUCCCAUCUGUUAUGGUUGUUGUUGAGACCAUCAAGUCUCAGAAGAUUCAUGGCUGUCAGAUCCUGGAGACUGUAUACAAGCACAGCUGUGGAGGACUGCCUCCUGUCAGGAUGGCCUUGGAGAAGAUUCUUGCCGUGUGCCAUGGCGUGAUGUAUAAGCAGCUGGCGGCGUGGAUGCUGCACGGGCUGCUGCUAGACCAGAGCGAGGAGUUUUUCGUCAAGCAGGGCCCCAGUGCUGGCGGAGCCACUGCUGCACAGGAGGAGGAUGAGGAAGACCUGGGCAUCGGAGGCCUGAGUGGGAAACAGCUCAGAGAACUGCAGGAUUUGAGACUGAUUGAGGAAGAGAACAUGCUGGCACCUUCCCUCCAGCAGUUCUCCCUGCGUGUGGAGAUGCUUCCCUCAUACAUCCCUGUUCGAGUAGCUGAAAAGAUUCUUUUUGUUGGGGAGUCUGUGCAAAUGUUUGAAAACCACAACCAGAGCCCAUCGCGAGCUGGGUCUAUACUGAAGCAUCAGGAGGACAUGUUUGCAGCCGAGCUCCACAGACUCAAACAGCAGCCUCUCUUUAGCCUGGUGGACUUUGAAAAUCUGGUGGAUGGCAUACGGAGCACAGUUGCUGAGCACUUAUGGACUUUAAUGGUAGAAGAAUCUGAUCUUUUGGGGCAGCUCAAGAUCAUAAAGGACUUUUUCUUGUUGGGGCGAGGUGAACUCUACCAGGUCUUCAUUGACCUUGCUCAGCAUAUGCUGAAAACCCCACCUUCUGCUGUUACUGAACAUGAUGUCAAUGUGGCAUUUCAGCAAGCGGCUCACAAAGUGCUGCUCGACGAUGACAAUCUUUUGCCACUCCUCCACCUCACCAUAGACUACCAUGGAAAAGAAAGCAAAGAGGGUUCUGGGAAUCGAGAGGGCACCACUCCACCUCAGGAGAGCUCUCCUCGUGAAGCUCCGCCCACUGGCUGGGCUGCACUGGGAUUGGCUUACAAGGUUCAGUGGCCUCUGCAUAUUCUUUUCACUCCUGCUGUGUUGGAGAAGUAUAAUGUAGUGUUCCGGUACCUGCUGAGUGUGCGUCGAGUCCAGUCCGAGUUGCAGCACUGCUGGGCUUUGCAGAUGCAGCGCAAGCAUCUCAAAUCAAACCAGACGGAUGCAGUAAAAUGGAGACUCCGCAACCAUAUGGCCUUCCUAGUGGACAACCUUCAGUAUUACCUUCAGGUGGAUGUUCUGGAGUCCCAGUUUUCUCAGCUUUUACAGCAGAUCAACUCCACAAGAGAUUUUGAAAGUAUCCGACUGGCCCAUGACCAUUUCCUCAGCAAUCUGCUGGCACAGUCUUUUAUUCUACUCAAACCUGUGUUCCACUGUCUGAAUGAAAUUUUGGAUCUUUGUCACAACUUUUGUUCUUUGGUCAGUCAGAAUCUUGGGUCUCUGGAUGAGCGAGGAACAGCUCAGCUGGACAUUCUUGUGAAGGGUUUCAGUCGUCAGUCUUUUCUGCUCUUCAAGAUUCUUUCCAGUGUUCGUAACCACCAGAUAAACUCUGACUUGGCACAGCUCCUGUUAAGAUUAGACUACAACAAAUACUACACACAGGCAGGAGGCACACUGGGCAGUUUUGGCUUAUAAAGUUGAUCCUGAAGAUCUGGACACCAGCUUCAGCC